AUGGAGCCAAUUCGCCCACCACAAAAUAUCGUCAUCGUCGGUGCCGGCAUCGCCGGUAUCUCGUGUGCACUGUCUAUAUCUCGGGAAUUGACUCCUUUCGUACCGGAUCUGAAAAUUACCGUUUACGAACGUCACGAUGUACUCUCCACGUCUGGUGGUGCCAUUAAUUUGACCCCCGUUGCCCAACGACAUCUGGCCCUGUUGGGCGUGUUAGCUGAGUUGGAUCGGAUGGGUCCCGAGGGCGGAGCAGAUGUCGAUGCCAUUGAGCUCUUCUCCAUGCGUUCUGGACGCGGGAUCGGUGCCAUCAAUUUCACAGAUAACCAAGGAAAAGGAUUUGGUGGUUACAAGGGCCGACGAGUGAUGCGGAUUGCCCUUUCCGUGGCUAUGAUGACCGUUGCGGAGCGGACGCAAAACAUCGAGAUUGUCUUCGGCAAGAAAGUCGUCGGUGGCGAGGAAUUCGCCGAUAGAGCCGUUGUCAAAUUCGAUGAUAGCACAGAGGCUGUGGGUGACUUGGUCAUUGGCUGUGAUGGUGUUCACUCGGCGGUUCGGACCCAGUUUGUGGACGUGGGCCGAUCGGCUGAGUACACGGGCUUGUCGUUUUUGCAGGCGACGAUUGAUACGGAUUCACUUACUUCGCGUCCUCACUUCCGCACAUCAUCGCUGAAUAUCUCGCGUCAUGGCUCAAUGCUGGCGAGCUACUGUGACCGUGAUAAUGAACAGAUCUUCGCUGCUGCCAUCGUUCAAUUUAGUCGCGAAGCACUGACCCGCUAUCGACUUCAGCCUGGUCAGGAUUGGGGUACGCAGCACAGAAUUCGCGCUGCGCUUCGCGAGGAGAUCAGAAGCCGAUUCCGCAAGUGUAAUAUUCCUUGUAUCAAAGAAAUGAUCGAGAGUAAAGCGGAUUGGAUGCUUUAUCCCGUAUAUCAAGUUCCCAUAGGAGGACGUUGGUGCAUGAAUCGAGUCAUCUUGCUGGGCGAUGCAGCACACGCGAUGCCCCCACGUGAUGAAUCCGCUGCAUAUGCACUGGACGACGCAAUUUUGUUCUCUCGAAUCCUGGCAAGCUAUCGUUCAGAGCCUCUAGCCGAAGUAUUUGACGCAUACGAGACUCUCCGUCGCGAUACAAUCAACCACGCGUUCAAAGAGUCCCGUCGUAUGUGGGAACGAAACCGCGAAAUGGGAUUGCUCGAGGGCCGACUGAAGGAGUGGAUGAUGUCAUUCCAUAUCAAAAGCAACGAACACGCACGGGAGACCGCAUGGGCCUUCGAUGCCACUAAAAUGGCCCUCCCCACACCGGCACCCAGCGAAGACCUGGUUUCGUUGAAUUCGUUUUUGAGAGAUCGCACCCUAUGA
This is a messenger RNA of Penicillium vulpinum, 1347 nucleotides long. Its product is annotated as FAD-dependent oxidoreductase. The record is from RefSeq and is a predicted model, not a curated record. The transcript has 2 exons. Bases 1 to 1347 code for a protein of 448 amino acids. Gene Ontology annotation, molecular function: FAD binding; monooxygenase activity. NCBI's taxonomy places the organism in Eukaryota, Fungi, Ascomycota, Eurotiomycetes, Eurotiales, Aspergillaceae.